Molecule: messenger RNA, 1912 nt
Organism: Sciurus carolinensis (gray squirrel)
Lineage: Eukaryota; Metazoa; Chordata; Mammalia; Rodentia; Sciuridae
Gene: Adm5
Product: adrenomedullin 5 (putative)
Exons: 2
Coding region: 1420-1707 (95 amino acids)
Biological process (GO): adenylate cyclase-activating G protein-coupled receptor signaling pathway; positive regulation of heart rate; regulation of systemic arterial blood pressure
Source: RefSeq, a predicted model, not a curated record
CGGUGUCCUGGGCAGAGCCGGUUGGGGUUCUCUUCACAAGUACUGAGGUGGCAGCCUGAGCAGCUGAGAGGACAGGGACUUGGUGUCUGGGACUCCAUCCCCAUCCUGUUUCUCCAGGCUUCUGGCUCCUCUCCUGUGGUCUCUUGGGGUCUCUGCCCUCCAAGGUUCUCCUAGGGUCUUUGUCCCCACUCUUCUUGUGCUGGCAUUGGGCAGGGCUUCUGCUUUAGCUUUGCUGGGCUGAGGGUGGGGUUGGAUUCCCAGCAGAGCUGGCCCUUAGGCUUCCCAGAAACCUGUCCGCCCCUUCCCAGCACCACAUUGUUCCUCCCUGGCUGUUUUUUCCUGUCCAGGACCCUCCAAGGCCAAGCCAGGCAGGGUGGACUGGAAACAAGUGGGCCCAUCCUUCAACAGCUGGGGAAACUGAGUCGAGAGGGCACAGGGUUUCUUGGUGGGGGUAUGCCCCUGCUUCCUCCCCCAGCUGAGCUUGGAGCUUGGGUUUGGGGAGUUGCCUUCCAUGGAGGUCACUGGGAACCGGCUUUAAGGCAGCAGGACUCAUCCGUUUCACAGAGAUGAAACUGCUCUCCUUAUACCUCCCCAUUUUGCCUCGCUGUCGUCGUGGUGUCUACACCCGCCCUUCCACCCCAGCACUGUCCACCCAACCUGGAUGACCAGGACACUUAGCACAAUUUUUAUAGCCCUGGCUACAGGUGCUUCAGUACAGCGGACACCCUACGCCUGCGGGCACGACCCCGUCCCCCUGACCCCUUGCACCUUAGUUCUUUUAUGUGUGUGUGUAUUUUAGCUGUGGGUGUACACAAUAUUUUUCUAUGUGAUGCUGAGAAUUGAACCCAGUGCCUCAAAUGCUAGGCGAGUGCUCUACUGCUGAGCCCCAGCCCCAACCCGCACGUUAGUUCUUUUUCCGGGUUAUGCUAGGGCCAUACACCCCUUUUCCACUUGACCUACGUUGCUGGUCUUUGCUCUGCAACCCUGGCCAGGGAGACUCCAGGAUCCCUUCCCGCGUGCAUUAGGCAGCUCCUCAUAGGUGGUGUGUAUGAAGUCGUUUCCCAGCCCCCAUCCGCUUUCCAGGAAGUACACUCUGUCCCUAUUCGCAGGUGUUAGCUGCCCCGCCCCUCUUUCCGACGUCUUAAGGGGGUCUAGGGCGUAGCGCGGUGGCGGGUCUGCACACGCAGGGCUCCUCACCACGGUAUUGGAGGCAGGGGUCCGGGUCGAGUCCUGACUUUGGCGUGGUGUGCCACUUGCGCUCUGAAGUUUUGGCUUGUUUUCUCUGGAAGUGGAGACCCGCCCUGAUUCACACUCCACAGUGGGCGCUCAGAGGGUUUAUCCGGGAAGGCGCCCGUGUGACACCCCGAAGGGGCAGCUUCAUCCACUGGUUUCCCAGACCUUGACCUUCCCUGCCCCGAGAUGACCGCCCACAUCCUCAUGCUGUUGCUCCUCGCCUUUGCUCUAGGGGACUCGGGCUCCGCAGGCAGGCGACUGUGGCACCAGGUACCCCAGCACCGCGGCCGCCUCUGCUCCCUGGGCACGUGCCAGACGCACCGCCUGCCGGAAAUUAUAUACUGGCUGCGCUCUGCCUCCACCAAGGAGGCCUCGGGGAAGGCUGGCCGCGAGCCCCAGGACCCUCACAGCUACGGGCGCCGCCGGCGCGAGGCAGGAGCCCUGCUUCAACCCCAGGACCCAGGUCGGCAGUAAGGGGUCCAGGGCAGUUCCCAGCUUACUGGGUGACCUCGGGCACGUCUCUGCUCCUGCCCUGGCUUCAGUGUGCCCACCUGUGUACUGAGGCUACUACUCCAAGUUUUUUCUCCCCACUCCACCCCUGAUCUUCACUUUCCUUUCUCUAGACUGCGACUGGGCUGGACCCAGGUGCCGCGACACCCAACCUGGUCAGAACACUAAC